AUGGAAGUCGGACAACUGGUCGUCUUGACCGCGGACAUCUCUGGGACUUUCCUUGGUGUCAAGUUCGAGCUGGAGAUCCCUUGUUCCAAAUCUGCAACAACAAAAAAUGACGCAGGCACUCCCCCCUCCACCUGUCCCCACCAACUGCCAAAACGCUGCAUCCCUCCACCUGUACCCACCAACUGCCCCAAACCCUGCAUCCCCUCCACCUGUCCCCACCAACUGCCCAAACCCUGCAUCCCCUCCACCUGUCCCCACCAACUGCCCAAACCCUGCAUUCCCUCCACCUGUCCCCACCAACUACCCAAACCCUGCAUCCCCUCCACCUGUCCCCACCAACAGUCCACCCCCUACAGCCCAUCCACCUGUCCCCACCAACUGCCCAAACGCUGCAUCCCUCCACCUGUACCCACCAACUGCCCAAACCCUGCAUCCCUCCACCUGUCCCCACCUACUGCCCACCCCUACACCUGUCCCCAUCAACUGCCCACCCCUACAGCCCCUCCACCUGUCCCCACACUAACUGCCCAAACGCUGCAUCCCUCCACCUGUCCCCACCAACUGCCCAAACCCUGCAUCCCCUCCACCUGUCCCCACCAACUGCCCACCCCUACACCUGUCCCCACCAACUGCCCACCCCUACAGCCCCUCCACCUGUCCCCACUAACUGCCCAAACGCUGCAUCCUCCACCUGUCCCCACCAACUGCCCAAACCCUGCAUCCCUCCACCUGUCCCCACCAACUGCGCACCCCUACACCUGUCCCCACCAGCUGCCCACCCUCUACAGCCCCUCCACCUGUCCCCACCAACUGCCCAAACGCUGCAUCUCCUCCACCUGUCCCCACUAA
This is a messenger RNA of Haliotis rubra (blacklip abalone), 849 nucleotides long. RefSeq names its product vegetative cell wall protein gp1-like. Lineage: Eukaryota; Metazoa; Mollusca; Gastropoda; Lepetellida; Haliotidae. The coding region runs from base 1 to 849 and encodes 282 amino acids. The transcript is spliced from 2 exons. The record is from RefSeq and is a predicted model, not a curated record.